Molecule: messenger RNA, 1176 nt
Organism: Pieris brassicae (large cabbage white)
Lineage: Eukaryota; Metazoa; Arthropoda; Insecta; Lepidoptera; Pieridae
Exons: 8
Coding region: 1-1176 (391 amino acids)
Source: RefSeq, a predicted model, not a curated record
AUGACCGGAACUGAUUUGCGAAUGACCCAAGUUACUUCAGAAUGGGCGAAGAUAUUUACAGACAAUGUUACUGAUAACUACACAAAUUCAAUGCUUUUUAUGAAGCAAUUAACGUGCAUCGCGGUCAGUACGAUACUGUACAUGAAGAAUGCUUUCUCUGAAGAAAACUACCAUACAGAAACUUUUGCAAACAUAAAGUUGCGACUAUUAAAGAAAACCUGCAGCGAUGAAACAGCACAGUUUGUUAGUUCGUCUUUGCUUGCAGCUUUAUGUGCCGUCGAAAAGAAAUAUCUAGACUCAAUAGCUCUAUGCUUUUACGAGGGCGAAGAUACAGCGAACAAUUUAUUAGAAUAUCACAUAUUUAAAUAUUACUAUAAAUCUGGCGAGGCGACAAUGACUAUCAGUUCAAAAAGCAAAGAUUCAGAGAGACGCACGUCCUGUACAUUACAGGAUGUCAAGAAGAAAACCUUACAAUUAAUUCGGGCAUGUAUGGUUUUUAUGAGUUGUUCAAACUUAUUUACCGAAAAUACUAACAUCGGCAUUCGAAUUUAUUUUACUUCAGACGCACCCGACGGCUACCAAGUGCCUGGUUUCACAUUCGUGGACGAAGAUAUAGAUCCUUUAAGUCUAACUAUGAGCGAAUCCAUCAAAUUGGCUUGUGUCGAGACGCCAUAUCAUUCGCUAACAGCACGCGGCUAUAGAAGCUGUACAUUCAAGGACAGCAAUGAGGCGUAUGCAUCUCAAAAUGUGCCGGUCCUCACAAAUGACACGGAUUUUUCUGAUGCAAUUGAAUCAAAAUGGAAUUGUCCAUGCAAUAAAUACAACGAUAACUGCGAUACAGCACUGCUUACAUGCCGAUACUGCAAGUGUCUUCAACACGCUGUAUGUUAUGGUAUUCCUGACGAGAAUGCCGUGGACGUCACAGGCCACUGUUGCAUACAGUGCUAUGAUAAUGAUAAGACAAGAAAUCCUACUGACUUUAGCCUAACCACGAUGGCCAUUAAGAAAAGAUCCUCCGUUUGCCUGUUCCGACGUGCGCUCGCGGUGUCUCUGCAAAUGGCAACUGUAGGUUCAGAGGACUUUGUUCGUAAUCUCGAGUUAUCUGAGCAAAGUGCUGUUAAUCUCCUGAAAACAUUUUUCUCAUACGGAAUUAUUAAGGAGUCCCAACCCAUGUGA